AUGCUGAGCACAGAAAGUUUCACGGGGGCGAGAGCCCUGGGCGAGGAAUCGCUGCAAAUGUGGGACCUCAACAAGCGGCUGGAGGCGUACCUGGCCCGCGUGAAGUUCCUGGAGGAGGAAAAUGAGGUGCUGCGAGCCGAAAUCCAGAGUGCCAAGGGCAGCCCUGCUGGGGACUCGUGGCGGGCAAAGUACGAGGAGGAGCUGCGAGCCCUGCGGGAUGCACUGGAUCAUGCCUUCAGGGAGAAGUGCACAGCUGAGCUGGCCAGGGACAACCUCUACGAGGAGGUCCAGCAGGUGAAAAGCAGGUGCCAGAAGGAGCAGGCAGCCCGAGAAGAAGCCAAGAAGCAGCUGUCCUUGAGCAGGAAGGAGCUGGAGGAGGAGAGGAGAGCUCAGAUCUGGCUGAAGGAGAGAGCUGUGCAGCUGGAGAAGGAGGUGGAAGCCUUGCUGGAGGUGCACGAGGAGGAGAAAGCAGGACUGGACCAGGAGAUCGCAAGCUUCUCACAGAGCCUGGAAAGCUUCCGCUGUGCACCAGUGGCUUUCCAGCCGGUGGAGGUGGAGGACUACUCCAAGAGGCUCUCGGAGAUCUGGAAAGGGGCAGUGGAGACCUACAAGACGGAGGUGUCACAGCUGGAGGGUUCCCUCUGCCAGGCCAAGGAGAACCUCUGGAAGGCGGUGGAGGACAACCAGCAGAGCCAGCUGCAGCUGCAGCACCUGGAGAAAGACCUGGCAGGGCUCAAAGCACGGAAGGAGAUGCUGGAGGAGAGCCUGGCCCGGCAGUGGCAGGAGCAGCGUGGGGAGGCAGAGAAGUUCCAGCUGGCGAUGGAAGCCCUGGAGCAGGAGAAGCAGACCCUGCGGGUGCAGAUCGCCCAGGUGCUGGAGGACAGGCAGCAGCUCAUGCACCUCAAGAUGUCCCUCAGCCUGGAAGUGGCAACCUACAGGACGCUGCUGGAAGCCGAGAAUCUCAAGCUGGAGGUGAGCAGCAGCAGCAAGUUGGCACCGGCAAGUGUCGAGGCCAGGCGGCUGCUGCCCCGGGACCACCGCCCCAGCCCCUCCCUCUUCCCCAGGGCAGAGGGGAGGGGGCAGUCAGCAAAAGCCCAAAGUGAUGCCCUGACACCCAAAAGCCAGAGCCCUGGUGCCAGGGAGAUCCAGAAAAUCAGCUCGGUCCUCUGUGCCACGGCACCACAGGCUGCCAGCACAGCCAGGGAGCCAGGUACCCCCAGCCGCCCCUUGCAGGCCGGCAAAGCUGCCCCUUCUUUCUCCCCGGACCCCCCCAGCCACAUGCCACCAGAGCUGGGGAGUCUGGGGGAAGAGGGUCCUGCCUGGCCAGGGGGAGACAGGGCUGAGAUGAGCCAAGGGAAGGAGCAUUCUCUGCCCAGAGCCACAGCGGAGACACACACCACCAGUGCCGAGCCCCCAGGAACGGCACCCACCCGCAGCCUGCAGUACCCAGCCCAGCUGGUCAGCGAGGCGCUGGAGGAUGCUCUCAAGGAAAUGAAAGAUGAUGCUCAGCCCAAAGAAGAGCCCACGCUCAGCCCUGUUCCCCCCGUAGAGGCUUGCAGAGGGGCAGGGGAAGGGCAAGACCCCUCCGAGGGUGCCGGGGAUGGUGAAGCCCCCAAAGCAGAGGAGAGGGCUGGGGAAGCCGUGCUCCAGGGGCUGGGUACGGAGAGCAGCGCUCUGCAGGACGGAGCUGCAUCCCCACCAGGACCACAUCCCUGUGGCACGGCUGCUUCCCUAAGUGCCACGGCAAGCUGGGAAGAGAUGGGAGUGUGGGAGGAGGAGAUGCCCACUGUGCUGAGCUCAAGGGAACCAGACGUGGUGGCCCAGGAAGAGGACGUGAGUGGCCCUGGCCAGGCAGGCACUGUCCAGGAAGAUCCAGAGCGAGGAGAGGAUGAGGCAGAGGCCCCAAGCAGGGAGGCAUUGCAGCCCUUGGAGGAUGAGGAGGAGAGGGGAUCACAUAGCCCCUGUGGGGAAGAUGACGAUUUCCAGGGUGAAGGGAUGGAUUUGCAAGAAGGAAAGUCCCUGCAAAGGGAAGUUGAAGCUGCUCAUGCUGUCCCUGUGGGAAGCCACCCAGUUUUGCCCACAGAGAGUCACCUGGAAGAGGACCUUGUUGAUGGAAUGCAGGAAAAUUUUGAGCAUCGGGAAAUGCCCAUGAGAGAGAUGGAUCUGGCUGCAGAGGAGGAAAGGGGGCAGGAGACACACCCAGGGCAAGAAAUGUGCCCAGAGCAGGAGCCCUCAAACAUCCAUGAGGCCAUCCCAGCAGAAGAGGUUUCAUCAGGGGCUGAAGAAGAUGCUGUGGGAGGGGAGGACCCAGGCAGAGCAAAAGAUGGUGAGGGAGAAAAGGGAGAGGCCAGCGGGGAGGUGCUGGGAGGAGAAGACCCUGGGGCAGGAGAGGCUGCAGGACCUGAAACCCUGGGGCAGGAGAGCAGAGCCUGGGAGGAGCCCGGGGACCUGCAGGAAAAUGGCUUUGUGGAAGAGGACUGGGAGGUGACAGCAGAGGACGCAGAGGGGGCUCUGGGGACAGAAGAGCCAACCUGGGCAGAUGACACCCCAACAAGUGCAGGAGGGCUGGAAAGUGAGGAGAGAGGCGACAUGUCACCAGCAGAGCUGGAGGAAACCCGGGAAGAUGAUGAAGAAGAUGCCGAGAGCCAGGAGAUGAGCCAGCAGCAGCCACCACCGGAGGCUGAGCCAGCCCCGGGGCUGGCGAGGGAUGAGCAGGAGGGCACCGUUGGGCAGCCUGCCUGGGCACCCGCAGAUGCCCCCGGGCGAGGGGACAGCCAGGAGCUGGCCGAGGCUCUGGAGGAGUCAUGGGAGGUGCAGGACGAUGAAGCUGACAACGAGCUUGGCUCGGACCCAGGACAGCCGGAGAGCAGCAGCACUGGCCCUGUGGCACUUCCACAGGCUCCAGGUGAGGGCAUGGAAAGUGGCAAGUUGGCGGAGGAGGAUGCUGGGCAAUUGGGAGAGCUGGAGCAGGCACCAGGGAUGGGCAGGAGGGUGGAGCUGGAGGACACGCUGCCAGACAGCACACCCUUGCACCUCUAUGAAGGGGAGAUGCUGCCUGUGGUUGCACCCAGCCAAAACCCUCCGGAGACUGAGGAGGCCACAGAGACAGCUCCUGCAUCUGAAAUAGCUCCAGAGGAUGAAGGAUGGCUGGAAGAGAGGGACAAGCCCCCAACUCCCACGGAGAGCUGCGAAGAGGAGGCAGGGACUGAGGUAGCCCCUGCAGCAGAGGGUGCCGAGGAGGAGGAAGGCUAUUUCAUGGUCUCUGCUCCCAACCAAGAGACGUCCAGCUCAGAGGAAGCCGAGAUCUCUGAGGACUUUGAAGAAAUUAAAGUUGAAGCAACCGAAGCCAGCAAAGAUGAUCUGGAAGCUCCUGGAGAAGUGUCUCCAGUGCCAGAAGAUGAAGGGCACUUUGAGGCAUUUGUUGGUGAAGCAGAUGAAGACAUGAAGAUGCCCACAGAAGAACCUGAGAUGCCAAAGGAUGAGGAUGAGAAUGAGGACGAUGCUGGGGGGUUUACUGCUGAGCUGGAGGAAGGUCCAGCUGUGCCCAAGGCAGAUCCUGGCUUCCCUGGGGCCACGGAGCUGUUAGCAGCCCAGGGUGUCGGAGGCUCCAGCGUGUGUGACAGACCAGGGCACUCAGAGGGCUUGGCCACCGAAUCGGUCGAGAACCUCGACAGUACAGUGGAGCAGGAGAGCAAUGUCAGCAGAGGCGAAAUGAUCCCAGGCUGCAACCUGGGGCUGGUGGGGCAGGAGGAGGAGGAGGAGGAGGAGGAUGAGCCCGGCACAGCUCACCACGACACAGCCGAGCCCAUCCCUCUGACAGGGCUCCAGGCCCAGGUGAUGCCGGUCUCUCUGCUGCCUGACCAAGCGGAGCAGACAUCGGAUGACCUGCCAGCUGUGGAGGAGGAAGCACCAGACGGUUACAGCCCUACCCCAGCCAGGGACGAGGAGCACCCCGAGGCCGACGCACCUCGGCCGGGCUCUGUGCCGGGGCAGGAAGGUUUUCCGGAGAUAAUUAAAGAAAGCCCAGAGGCAGCUGAUCUCUCUGCAAAGGUGCCGGUGGACAUCAUGAAAGACUCAGAUAUUUUGGAAAUAGUUGAGCAAGCCCUGGAGUUCAAUCAGGAGCUGGUGAUGGGGGCAAGGGCGGCCGAGGGCGGGCAGUGGCAUCCCAGUGGGACCAAGCUACCUCAGGACACUGGGGAAGAUUCCUCGCCCGCCUCAUCCAGCGAGGAGGAGCCAACAGUGCAGGAGGCACCAGCGGAUGUGGCACUGGGGACGGAAGGUCCGGUUCGGGCUGAGAACGGGCUGCACCGGGAGGCCAGCCUGGAGGACCUGGCCGAAUUCACUGAGGAGGUGCUGAACAGCAUCAGCGGCGGUGGCAAGCACAGGGGGGCCGACGCCAUCCCCGUGCCGUCCCCUUUGGGGGACGACGUCUUGUGCCUCGCGCCCGAUGAACCGCCAGCGUGCCGGCUGAGAGCCGAGCAGGAGCCCUGGUCCUUGGGGGAUGAGUGA
Pelecanus crispus (Dalmatian pelican) is the source of this 4509-nucleotide messenger RNA. NCBI's taxonomy places the organism in Eukaryota, Metazoa, Chordata, Aves, Pelecaniformes, Pelecanidae. The record is from RefSeq and is a predicted model, not a curated record.